Molecule: messenger RNA, 3240 nt
Organism: Sporisorium graminicola
Lineage: Eukaryota; Fungi; Basidiomycota; Ustilaginomycetes; Ustilaginales; Ustilaginaceae
Exons: 1
Coding region: 1-3240 (1079 amino acids)
Biological process (GO): intracellular sodium ion homeostasis; potassium ion import across plasma membrane; intracellular potassium ion homeostasis
Cellular component (GO): membrane
Molecular function (GO): ATP binding; P-type sodium:potassium-exchanging transporter activity; ATP hydrolysis activity
Source: RefSeq, a predicted model, not a curated record
AUGUCUGACUCCAAGUCGAUCUCCGACUACGAUGUCGAGAAGGACCAGUUCCGCCAGACUCCAUCCGACCAGAGCCACAUCGAUGCCGUCGGCCCCUCGGCGGCUCCUCGCGUCAGCAUCAAGGCUCCUCGUACGCAGACCACCCGCUCCCACAUCCCCAUCGGCUUCCGCACACUAAGCAUCCAGGUCUACGAGUCCCAAGGCGUCGAAGCUACCAAGAACAAGGAGCACCUCUCCGAUACCGACUUCUUCGGUUCGCUCGAUUUCCACACAGUUGAGCCCCACGAGCUCGCUCAGAGGUUCAACGUUCUCCCCGAUGCCGGUCUCGAUACGCCCGCCGCUGCUCGUCGCCUCGAGCGAAACGGCAAGAAUGUGCUCACUCAGAAGAAGAACAGGUACUGGCUCAAGCUGUUCAACUACACCUUUGGAGGCUUUUGCUCCAUUCUCUGGAUCGGUGUCAUCAUCUUCUUCAUCUCUUGGAGACCGCUCGGCAACCCUCCUCAGGCUUACAACCUUGCCCUCGCCAUCGUCGUCUUGAUCGUCAUCUUCUUCCAGGCAAUCUUCAACGCAUUCCAGGAUUGGUCGACACAGAAGGUCAUGAACUCGAUUCUUCACCUCCUGCCCGAAAAUGCCGUCGUCAUCCGCGACGGCGAGCACAAAUCCAUCCCCGCCUCUGAUCUCGUCGUGGGUGACGUAUGCGUUCUCUCCACAGGCAACAAGGUGCCCGCAGACAUGCGACUCAUCAAGACCUCCGCCGAUCUCAAGUUUGACCGAUCCGUUCUUACAGGUGAAUCCGAAGAGAUCCCAGGUACUGUCGAGCCCACCGAGACCAACUUCCUCGAGACCAAGAACGUUGCCCUCCUCGGAACGCACGUCUGCAACGGCAACGCCACCGGUAUCGUCGUGCUCACCGGUCAGCGUACCGUCAUGGGUCGCAUCAACAAGCUCACCAACGAUGACAAGGAUAAGCCCACGCAGCUUCAGAAGGAAAUCUCGCGUUUCGUCUUCAUCAUCAUUGGCCUGACCGUCACCCUCGUCCUCAUUAUGCUCAUUGCCUGGCUCGCUUGGCUCCGGAAGGAUCACCCUGGCUUCCUCAGCACCGUCGGCAUCUUGACCAACCUAAUGAGUCUCGUCGUCGCCUUCAUCCCCGAGGGAAUGCCCAUCGCCGUUGCUCUCACUCUGUCGCUUAUCGCCCGCCGCAUGCGUGAUGUCCGCGUCCUUCCCAAGUCGCUCUCCACCGUCGAGACGCUCGGAUGUGUCAACGUCAUCUGCUCGGACAAGACCGGCACCCUCACCGAGAACAAGAUGUCAGUCAACUCGAUCGCUUUCGUCGAUAAGGAGUGCAGCAGGAACGAUGUCGCCAGUCUCGACAAGGUCUCGGCCUUUUACGAGCUCAAGAAGGGAAUGGCUCUCUGCAACGAUGCCUUCUUCGACCCUAGCAGCGAAGCCGUGCUCCCCUCGGAGCGCAGUGUACAAGGCAACGCCACCGACGCCGCUGUACUCCGCCUCUCUGCUUCGCUUUCCGGCUCCGAAGAGAUCAAGGCCGCCUACCGACGUGUUUACGAUAUUCCCUUCAACUCGAAGAACAAGUUCAUGCUUACCGUCAUGCGAUCCAACAACGAGUCCGCCACUCCCACCGCCGACGAAAUGUUUGUCAAGGGCGCCCCUGAUGUUCUCUUGCCUCGCAUUUCGCACUUUUUUUCUGCCGAGGAUGGCCAGAUCAAGGCUUUUGACGAAAUCGCCCGUUCGCAGCUCGUCAACAUGCAGGAGACCUGGGCGCGCCGAGGUGAGCGUGUCAUUCUCCUUGCCAAGCGUCAGUUUAGCGCCGGUUCCAAGUCUGGCACAACGGACUACGAGGAAGAGGUCGCUACCGCCUGCGAAGGCGAGCUCAUCGUCAUCGGUCUCCUUGGCAUUAUGGACCCUCCUCGUUCCGACAUUCCUCACACCGUCUCCGAGUGCAGGAGGUCUGGAUCACGUUUCUUCAUGGUCACUGGUGACUUCUCUCUGACGGCGGCUGCCAUUGGCAAGAUGGUCGGCAUCUUUACUCACAAUGGUGAGCCUGACCGCAUUGCCGACUUUGAGGCCAAGGGUCGAUUCGCCAGCGAUGGACCUGCUCUCAGUGAAAAGGCACUCAAGAAGCAGAACGGACCCAAGGACAUCAUCGAGGCGAGCUUGCUCGUCGAAGGCAAGGAGAUCCCGCAGACUACUCAGCAGCAGUGGGACGUCAUCUGCCGUUACGAGGAGAUCGUCUUCGCCCGUACCACCCCCGAGCAGAAGCUCAAGAUUGUCAACGAGCUCCGAGACCGCGGCUGCGUCGUCGCUGUCACUGGUGAUGGUGUCAACGAUGCCCCUGCGCUCAAGGCUGCCGAUGUGGGUAUCGCCAUGGUUUCCGGUUCCGACGUCGCCAUGGAGGCGGCCGAUCUCGUUCUCAUGGGCGAUUUCAGCUCCAUCAUUCAGGCUAUCAAGCUCGGUCGACUCGUGUUCCAGAACUUGCAGAAGGUCAUAUCCUACCUCCUCCCCGCCGGCAGUUGGUCCGAGGACUGGCCCGUGAUCCUUAACGUCUUCUUCGGUGUUCCUCUGCCUCUCAGCUCUUUCCUCAUGAUCAUCAUCUGCUGCUUCACCGACUUGGUCUGCUGUCUCACACUCAUCUUCGAGAAGGAGGAGUUCGACCUGCUGUCGCUCGAGCCGAGGAACCCCAGAAAGGACCACCUGGUCAACAAGGCCAUCUACGGGCAGAGCUACUUGUUCAUCGGUGUCAUGGAGACGCUCACAGCACACUCCAUGUUCUUCCUCUACAUGUCGAGGUACGCCCACAUCCCCAUUAGAGAUCUCUUCUUUGCUUUUGAAAAAUUCGGAGACGGCUUCCACGGCUACACCUUGGACGAACUCAACCACUUCCUCGCGCAGGGUCAGUGUGUCUACUUUGUCACGCUCGUCAUCCUCCAGUGGGGCAACUUGCUCUCGGUCCGCAACAAGCGUCUCUCCAUCUUCCAGGCCGAUCCCAUCCGCAAGGAGCGUCGCAACCCUUAUCUCAUCCUCGGCCCUCUUGCUGCGCUCAUCAUCGCCAUUUUUGUCACCGAGGUCAAGGGUAUCCAGAACCUCUUUGGUACCGCUUCGAUCCCCAUCGAGUUCUGGUUCAUCCCUAUCCCCCUCGCCAUCGGCAUCUUGGCUAUGGACGAGAUCCGCAAGCUGCUGGUAAGGACCUUCCCCAACAGCAUCAUCGCCAAGAUCGCCUGGUAA